GUUAAAACCAUUGUAACUAAUGGUUUCUAUUGUAUUCUUUCUAGCAGGGUUCAGCUGCACUUUAUAUAUAUGCACAUUUUAUAAUAUAAACAAACCCUGUAAAUUUCAAAGAAAGGUUUUGCAUUUUAAAAAUGUAAUACAAUUAACAUUUCCCCAGGAUGUCCCCAUGAUGGUUCUAUUAGAUUUACCCUAAUAAUUCAACUUCAGUACACAUACAUAUACAACCUGGCUAAUAAACCUAACCUCAAAACUCCCUCUGUCCCGUUAACAGCUUCCGUUUCUGUUUUUUUCCUCUUGAGAAGAUGCCUAAUCGCAUUCAUAUGUUGACCGUUCUGUCUACACCCCAGUGAGCGCGCACGCUCACGCGCUUUUCAUUUAACAAGCCUGUAGUCAGCUGGUCAACAGGGAUGAACUUCACUCUUCUUCCAAACUGUCGAUUAAUAGUCGUGGGGGACCUUUUGACCAGCGUGAGAUCAGAAUACACUUUAUUUUAGUUGUGUUAAAUAUUCUUUAUGGAAUUAACCGUGAGGACGGAUUCCUUCCUGGGAUGUUUCGUCUUGCAACAUGCGUCGUUUUGUGUUUCUUUUUCUAUUUGUUUUCGCGCAAGGUAAUGCGCUCUUAAAGAUCAUAGAGUGUGGAGGUAAAGUCAAUGUUUGUCGGGACAAGAGCGGCUCUAUCCGGUAUCCUUCACAUCCAGAUAGCUCUGUAUUUAAAGAAAGUACCGAUAACAGCACUUGCACUUGGAUUAUUGAUUCUUGUGUUAAUCAGUCAGUUCGGAUAGAGGUCAUUUCUCUUGGUAAUGGUUCUCUUGGGAUUAAAUUUGGAAACGAGGUUGAACAGACCUACGAAAGAGAUGAGAGCGCGCUCUUCUCCGGGUCUGGAAGAACCAUAGUUCAAUGGAGGACUGUCGAAACUUCAGCUGCAUUAUAUCUGAGAUGGAAUACGUCAGACACCAGUCACGAUCCCGCUUUGAUUCCUUACACAUAUUCUGAUGCCAACCCUGUAUCUCCCUCUCCGAGUGGAUCAAACGGGGUAACCUAUACCCCAGACAUUCCACAGAGAACACACAUUCCCAAAACAAACACUCCCAGAGGUGAGAGUGUACAGCAGAGGCGAGGCGUGUCUGACCUGGCCGAUAAGAGCAGACCUCUUUUUCCGCAGGAAAACACGAACAAUGACCAGGAAACAGCUGGAAAACGGAUCUCUGACCUCUCCCUCGUUGGCACAAAUUCUUAUUCUGAUACACACAGCGGGACAGACUCAACCUCUGCCUCUAACACUCAUGAACCUUUUAUAGCCUGGUCUCCCACCGCUGUCCACUCAUCGUUGCUGCCUUCACGCACUACACCCAAAGAGUCUAGUGAUGUUAAAACAAGCACACUGUCACGUUUGGACACAAAUUCUGUGACACAAUAUACAGAAAGUUCACAGCGCAUGGACACAGAAAGUCUGUCGAAUACACCCGCCAAGCGAGGUGAUGCAAUGUUUCCGACACACAGCUUCCUUUCGGUUAUUACACAUGUUAGACCAACAAGUCUGUUCAAUAAAAAAUCUAAACAAGCAUUUCCUACCACCAAAGCUGAAGCAACCACAUCGACGCAUCCUAAUAAAGCCGUGCUUCCAUUUUCAGAAAGUAUUGGAACGAGUCAAUUCGAUUCGGAGGCUUCAGCGAUCACACAUGAAAACCGAGUUAUAAGAUCAGAGACGGACCGAACAAAUCGCUUUCCGAUGAUUUCUCAUCCAAAUGUCAAUAUUACUAAUUUAUAUACAGCAACAUACAACGAUUCAAUAACUGUUGCCACAACGCCUGUGGUUUCAAAGUUUCCAGAUGUCAAUCAAAGCAACCCAUUGUUGUUCCCUCAAAGCCACACCACCCACGCAGAGUCUCUCGAUUCUACAAGUAGAAUGACUGUACCUCAGAUGAACGUUUCCUUCCUUUCUACAACUGAGAAUAAGCCCACAACCUUAAGCUUAAGCGUGUUUUCUACGAGGCAUCCGUUGCAAAGAUCACAAACCAUGCAGCCUUUAACGUCUUCUAAAGAGUCAACCAUCCACACUUCACACACCAUCCAAAGUCAUGACGAUACAAGCACCCAACAAACCAGCUCAGCAUCCUCAUCCAUCUCUGAAACCGAAAUCUCUGACUUAACAUCACACAAUGAUGAAAGCAGUAUCUCCUUCACAUCACCUACAUCUCCAGAAAUGACCCCUGCUGGUUCUAGUACGUCAAAGGGGGGCACAAAACCACUUCCUUAUGAAAGUGAUUGUCGCAACCUCACGUGCACCCCGUACGUACCGUCUACUGUCCAACAAAAUGAAGGAAGACUGGGGAAUGAGGAAAGCACAACUCCUCCAUCAAUCCCUUCAUCGGGUUCUGUCAGUCCUCGGAUGAAUCCUUACGUGACCUCUGACCUCACUGUUGAACGCAUCACUACAGUGAGAUCUGAGAGCCGCACAGAUUUAAAGGAACUUGAUAUUUCCCCCUCACAGGUCCAGAAUACCAACACACGCACAGAUUCUCCGCAAACCGAGCUUUCAAAUACACCAAAAGUCUCUGUAUACACAUCCACCCCUCAGUAUUGGCCUCCUUCGCCUUUAGAAACCACACAGACUAAUGUUGACUUUUCCGUUAUGACCCACACAAACAGUCCAACUUGGAGAAGUCUGACAACUAAUUUCAAGACGACACAUGGCAAUGACGUUCAUACUGGAUCAAUAGAGAAUACGAAAGGCAUCACAACUCCCAUUGCGGCGUCCAAACUGAGCCCAUCAUCUGUUGACAUCAAAUCUACGCAAACCUCCGAGCUCAGUACGCCUGUCAGCAGAACCACUUCAAGUGCUGUUUAUCCUCCAACACAAACUACCGAACAGUCCAAGAUGAUUCCGCAUGCUGCAUCCACAGAAAAUCCUUCAGUUCAAAUCCAUUCACAUUUUCCAGUGACACAGCCCAGCACCAUCAUACCUCCAAAACAUACGACCAAGAGCGUUCAUGCUACUCGGACCAAUGAACACACAAUAUCUACACACGCAGUCACUCAGACAUCUCUGAUCCAGUCUACUCCAUCCAACUCUGACAGAAAGUGGACGCACACAAGGCAUUAUUUCAUUUUGGAAGACCAGCCGGCAAUCAUCAAGGAGGAGACAUUUCAAGUACUCUUACAAAUCACAUUGGAAGAAGACUUUCACACCAGCAUAAAGCUGCUUGAGAUGGAACCAUUUCUGCAGAGAGUCCCAGGGUACCACAGUCAACAUUUCACCUGGCGCAGUGGUCCAGUCCUGCAAACGGUGGUCAAGUUCCAGACAGAAAAGGCAGUCCACUGGCUGGGGAGGGCGGAGUCUCUGUUACAGGAGGCGGGAUUAAAUCCAUUGCCAAGGCUAUUUGUGGGUGGAGUUAGAGUGAAAAACAUUACAGUUGGAAGUUUGCAGACCGAUGUUUGUGAUUGGCUGUUUGAAUGCCCAUCUGGCUUUCAGUGUGUCUUUUCAAACAUCAAUGCCAGCUGCACAUCUGUGUGCCACUUUGACUACUGUAAACAUCAGGGCAUCUGUGUGCAUCGCCCCGAUCAGCAGCCUCUCUGCCAGUGUCCCGUCGGAGAGGAUUAUUGGUUCAUGGGUCAGCGCUGUGACCUCCGGAUGACCCGGCCCCGGUUGGUGGGCGUCUGCUUUGGGGUGCUGAUCGCUAUUGCAGCAGUCAUGGCCCUCCUAUCCUAUCUUGCAGUGCGGCGUUUUAAAAGCAUGCUUAUGCAGGCCAAAGUGGAACAAACACGUAGCAGUUAUCGGAGAUUUAAUCAUUUUGAUGAGCUCUCGGCUCGGUUUUGGGGAAGGUCCUGGCCGGGCUCAGAUGAUUCUUUGGAUAACCCUGCCUUCACCCGUUCUGAUGAAGUAUUACACCUAAGAGCCCUCGAUCGUACCUGCUGUUACCAUGACGACACGCUUUCUGUUGUCUCCACAUACCAUGGAAGUGGAACACACCUCAACACUAUAUAUCCUCACAGCUCUCAGUAUGGCUGGGAUCUCAGCAAUUGCAGUUUAGCAGACGGUGUGGUGGAUUCUGGGAAGGCUAGCGACCUGUCAGUCUGUAGCUGGCCGAUUGAACCCAUUCAGUGGACACCAUUUCCAUUAUUACAGCAGCUCAAUAGAAAUACUACACCUGGGAAAGUAUCUCGUCCUCGCUCUUACUGUGAAGGCAUGGAGCUGGUGGAUUUGGAGAAGAGUUGGACAUCCUAACGAAGACUCUCAAAAUGACCCCGCAAUAAGCCCUAGCCAAUCAUCAUGUGUUUGGGGGAAUUUUUGGAUGUAUUUGCCAUAUUGACAAUUCAUGCAGAGAAACUCUCAUAAAAUCUCAUGUAAUGAUAAAAUACUUUUAUUGGGAUCUGCUCUCAGCGUCCUCGGGCAAUUCUGCACAAUGCUCAUGGAGUUGGAUAACUGGAAUAUCUGCGUAAUGGUCAGUCAUCAUAACUGUAUUUUUUCUGCUGGUUGUUGGUACCACACAAACUAACAACAAAAGGACAUCAUGGGCAGCUGUAAGACAAAAAAGUACGAGGCCCUUGAUUUUAAAAUAAUUCAUGCUUGUUUACUAUUGGCAUUUGCUUAUUCUAGAGCAGUCACAAAUAAAAUAUGGUGAUUGUUCUAAAAGAGAUAAUACUUGUUUUUCAUAAUAAAAUAGCGAAAUCUUAAACAGCUCUUUUUUUAGCUGGACAAAAUGUGAUUUUAGGAGAAACGUGUUUCUGUGUUAUCUGUCAGGUAAUCAGGAUUUUUGAAGAGUUUGGUUCCAAAAUGAGAGAACUCUGCUUUUAAAAAUUGUCAAAAAUCAUGUUUUUUAUUAUGUUAACAUGUUUGUACUGUGUUUUCUUAUGGCUUAAGUCAAAACAAACCAACGGCGGUUUGAUUGAUAUUAUUUGGAAUGCACAAU
This is a messenger RNA of Triplophysa dalaica, 4909 nucleotides long. Its product is annotated as mucin-2. The coding region runs from base 565 to 4224 and encodes 1219 amino acids. The record is from RefSeq and is a predicted model, not a curated record. NCBI's taxonomy places the organism in Eukaryota, Metazoa, Chordata, Actinopteri, Cypriniformes, Nemacheilidae. The transcript has 11 exons.